Molecule: messenger RNA, 1149 nt
Organism: Anisakis simplex (herring worm)
Lineage: Eukaryota; Metazoa; Nematoda; Chromadorea; Rhabditida; Anisakidae
Source: the annotation of a GenBank genome assembly
AUGAAAGUGAAAUUAAGCUGUCAAUCGUAUUGCUGUUGCUAUUCUUUCUAUUUCUUCUUUGUUUUGCAGCUACGCCGAUCAGUAUUCGAAUUUGCACAGAAAGAGUUGGCACCGCUGGCCGGUGAAAUCGACCGAACGAACAAUUUUCCGGAUUUGCGCAAAUUUUGGCGACAUCUUGGCGAUCAAGGCUUACUUGGUAUAACGGUACCCGCUGAAUAUGGCGGCGCCGGUCUAUCUUAUUUGGAUCAUGUGAUUGCUAUGGAAGAGAUCUCACGUGCAAGUGGCGCUAUUGCACUUAGUUACGGUGCACAUUCCAACUUAUGCGUGAAUCAGAUUGUUCGUAACGGAAAUGAAUCGCAAAAACGCAAAUAUCUUCCCAAGUUGAUAAGUGGUGAACAUAUGGGCGCGUUAGCGAUGAGUGAAACGGGCUCUGGUUCGGACGUUGUUUCAAUGCGUCUCCGAGCCGAUCAUAGCGGUGACCACUACGUACUGAAUGGUACAAAAUUCUGGAUUACAAACGGACCGGAUGCAGAUGUGUUAAUCGUAUACGCAAAAACGAAUCCGUCUAAGAAUCAGUACGGUAUUACGGCAUUUAUUGUGGAGAAGAGCUUCGAGGGGUUUUCAACAUCGCCGAAGUUGAAUAAGAUGGGUAUGCGAGAAGAAAAUGUUCUUGGAGAAAUUAAUAAGGGCGUCUACGUACUGAUGACUGGUCUCGACGUGGAACGUUUGGUUCUAGCCGGUGGCCCACUAGGGCUAAUGCAGGCAGCAUGUGAUAUUGCUUUCGACUACGCACAUCAAAGAGAAGCUUUCGGCUCCAAAAUCGGCACUUUUCAGUUGAUCCAAGCUAAAAUGGCUGAUAUGUAUACGACGUUAAACGCGUGUCGUUCCUAUCUCUAUAAUGUGGCACGUGCAACAGACGAGGGUCAUCUUACGAAUAAAGACUGUGCUGGAGUGAUUUUGUAUUUAGCGGAACACGCGACGAAAAUGUGUUUGGAUGCGAUUCAGAUUCUUGGUGGAAAUGGUUAUAUAAAUGACUAUCCAACCAGUCGUCUUCUACGAGACGCAAAACUUUACGAAAUUGGUGCGGGCACUUCUGAGAUUCGACGACUUGUUAUCGGUAGAGCUUUGAACAAGCAAUAUCAUGUAUAA